Messenger RNA from Hydra vulgaris (swiftwater hydra), 1971 nucleotides. Its product is annotated as deoxynucleotidyltransferase terminal-interacting protein 2. Gene Ontology annotation, molecular function: RNA binding. The record is from RefSeq and is a predicted model, not a curated record. Gene Ontology annotation, biological process: RNA processing. Lineage: Eukaryota; Metazoa; Cnidaria; Hydrozoa; Anthoathecata; Hydridae. Gene Ontology annotation, cellular component: nucleolus.
UGAAAUGUAAAUAGUGCCCAUGUUCUUCUCCUUUAGUUCCAAUGUUUUUAGUCUAACAUGUAACUUAGGAGAGUAUAAAAUAGCUAAUUUAAACAAUAAUAAUAGUAAUAAUAUAGUAGCUAAUAUAGUACAAUACAGCUCUUUUUAAAAUUUCAGUGAAAAGAAGUUAACUAUGAGAAGAAGUACAAGAAUCAAAAGUAAAGUGGAAGUUGGUCAUGGAAAUUCCCAAUUGCAAAGUGAACAAAUUGCGAAGAAAGAUUUAAGUCAAAGUGCAUUUAAUGCACCACCUGAUCAGACUAAUCUUUCUGAUGCAGAUGAAAAGUUGACCUCUCUUAAUGAUUUGAUUGAGGAUACAUUGUCACAUCAAGUCCAAUCAUGUUUGAAGAAUUCAUCUGAUGAAGAGAACAGCACUGAGCUUAAAUCAAAUUCGAUUUCUACUAAGAAAUCUAAAGCUAAAAAGAAAACCACGAUUCAAAUAAAAAAGUCUAGUAAAAAAAGUGAAAAGCUGAAACAAAAAUCAUUAAAUUUUAUUGAAACCGAUCCUAGCUCAGAAAAAGAAAUAUAUAAAGCUGACUGUUUAAAUAGCAGCCCUGUGACCUUUAUUCCAAUAGUAUCAACUCAAGUUAAAACAACUGAAAGCAUUAAUCAACUGGAGUUAAACGAAAAUGAUAUUUUAGUCGAUAUAAUACCAUUAGUUAUUGAAAAACCUCUGGAAUUUACAAAAGAAAAAUUAACAAAAAGCAAAGAAAGGGAGAUUUUAGAAAGUGAAGGUUUGCAAUCGGAAAAUCUCAAAGAUUCGGUAAAGUUAGAAUCAAAGUUUCAGAGUAGUUUUAAUCAAUCACCUAACCUAAGCAAUAAAAAAAUAAAUUUUGAACAAACAUUAAACGCGUUGGAAGAAAAAAACGUUAUUUUGUCUAUUUCUGAGCUUAAUGAUAGUCAAUCAAAAAAUGGUUUGAAUUCAAAUAAAUCGUGUGAAAAUUUUGAAAAUAAUAACGAAACUAGUUUAAAAAUAAACAAAAAAAUCCAAGACGACAUAUGUUUAAAACCAAUAAUUGUUGCUGAAAAUUGUUCUCAGAGUGCAGAGUUAGCUCUACUUAAUGACAGUCCUAAAAAAUCUCAAAAGAAAUAUGUAUCUUUGAAUCCAUUGAAUUAUGUUCAAAUAAAUAUUGAUAACAAUAGCGAUUUAUCGAAAGACGCUGCUGGUUUUAAAGUUAAUUCGUUUUUAAAGAAUUUGCUGCAUAAUCCUACAAAAUCACAUUUACCUCAUGAGAAAAUGGAUGUGUGUGGAUUAGAUAGAGUGUUAUUAGAUCCAGCUCCUGAUACUCUAAGUAAAGGUCUUACAUCCUCCAUACAAUAUAGUAUUGGUGUUUCAAGUUCGAACUUCUAUAGUGGUUUGACAAGUGAAAAAAAACAAAAAAACGGAGUUGAGGCGGUUAUGGAAAAGAGUGUUCUCACAAGUGAUUUAGAAAAAAGAGUUUGUGCUCCUAAAAUGUUUGAAUCUAAACAUUCGAAACAGGUGAAACGAAAAAAAAUUGCAGAAGAAACGGCUGGUAAAGGUUGGUAUAAUUUGCCAAAAACAGAGGUAACAGAAGAGAUCAAAAGAGAUUUACAAAUAAUAAAAAUGAGAGGUGUAUUAGACGGCAAGCAUCAUUACAAACGCAAUGAUUCAAAUAAAUUACCAAAAUAUUUUCAGAUUGGAACUAUUGUUGAAGGAGCUCACGAAUUCUACAAUUCAAGAGUGCCUAACAAAAAACGAAAAGCAACAAUUGUCGAUGAGCUUCUCAAUGAUGCUGAAUUUCGACGCAAAAAUAAAAAGAACUUUCUUCAACUUCAAAAAAAAAAAAUGAGUGGAGGAAAAAAAUAUUACAAGCAAAAGAUAAAUAAAUCUAAGCCGACUUGGGCAAGAACAUAGUUAAAUUUAAAUACCGAAUAAAACAUGUAUUAUGGUUUUUUGAUUAUAAAUAAAUCCUA